Molecule: messenger RNA, 3070 nt
Organism: Cynara cardunculus var. scolymus (artichoke)
Lineage: Eukaryota; Viridiplantae; Streptophyta; Magnoliopsida; Asterales; Asteraceae
Exons: 7
Coding region: 487-2826 (779 amino acids)
Cellular component (GO): nuclear pore
Source: RefSeq, a predicted model, not a curated record
UUUCUUCAUUUCACACAUUUUUCACUAGUAGGGGCCAUCAUGGCAGCCGCUCUAUUUUUUAGGGUAGAGGUCAAAUUUACAUAUAUUUUAUCCCCAGACCCCAUCUUUGGUUAUACAUCUCCUAUGGUUUGCAGGUGCUGAUUCAAAGUGAUCAAGGGUGAAAAGUUAAAUCUGUUUACUUUGUACAUCGAGUCCUUUUCAUUUUUUACUAUGAGAACCCGAGGUUGAUGGAAAUAGCAACACUACCCCCAAAAAGUCCAAAUAACUUUCCUGAUGUUCUAUUUACGGGUCUUAGCUUGUACUAUGACCGUAUAACGUGAGAUGACACCAGUGUAUGCGUUUGGAAACCUUUCUUUGCAUGCUGAAUGAAGUUAAAAUCUGUUCAUAGUUGUAAUUUUCAGUAUAUGCCUUGAUUUGGAUUUCAUUACUCGUUGCUAUGCUCAUCGGGAGACUUCUUUGGGCAGUUGAAGGACGAAUAGAGUAAAUAUGAAGCAGACAGACAAGAAGAGAUCUCCAAUAAAUAAUCAAACCAAACGUUCUGUAAGGUCACAGAACAGAGAGAAUAAGCUGCAACAAGAAAAAGCAAGCCAACCAUCAAGAACAAAGAACGUAGAUACUAAAGUCUUGCCUGGAAAAGCAGAUUCUGGCAUAAUUAGUGACACAAACAUGGACGCUAUUCAUGGGUCUGAGGAAGCAUCUCAAAAUAUUAAAACCCUUGAUGAUGGAAGCCAUAAAUCGAACACAAAUUUAGAGAAAGAAGCAGAUGAUGGAAGGGAAGAAUCAGACUCAGAAACAGUGAGCGAUUCUGUGUCCUCCAGUGGGGAUUCACGGGCCGCUGAGGAUGAAAAACUGGAAACUGUUCCAAGAGAUUCACGAAAGCAUGCAAAAAAAGAUAAUUCUGAAAAUUCAUCACACUUACAAAGAGUGAAAUCUGAGCGCGAAUUACGUAAUUCACAGACUAAUGCAUCUGCUAGCACUUCCAUGAAAACAACAAAUUCUACCAAAGGGCCUUCCAAUGGCACAGGGAAACAUUCUGCUGAAAGCAACUCAAAGGGUGUGAAAGUUCAUCCAAAACUUUCGUCUGCACCUUCAUCAGUAUCUUCUGAAGGAAUAGAUGACCAAACUUCUGAAGAGCCAAGAGAAGCGGGUUUCCCGAAUGAGGCCUCAAAUGUGGCACGUAGUGUGGGAAGUGACAAUGAAACAAUCGAUAACGAUGGAAAAGAAGCAUUGGAUCAGAAGAUUGGAGAAAUGGAAAUGAGAAUUGAGAAACUUGAGGAGGAGCUAAGAGAAGUUGCUGCUCUUGAGAUUUCGCUCUACUCCGUGGUACCAGAGCAUGGUAGCUCAGCCCAUAAGGUGCACACGCCUGCCCGCCGCCUUUCUAGACUUUAUAUUCAUGCUGCCAAGCACUACUCACAAGGGAAGCGGUCUACCAUUGCUAAGAACACUGCAUCAGGGCUAGUUCUGAUAGCAAAGUCUUGUGGCAAUGAUGUUCCAAGGUUAACUUUCUGGUGGUCAAACACUAUUGUAUUGAGGGAAAUAAUAACCCAAGCAUUUGGCAGUUCAUGUCAAUCAAGUUCACUCACAAGGGUACUCAAUUCAAACGGAUCAAGCAAUAAAAGGGAAGGCACAAUCCCAUCACUACCAUGGAAGACCAGUUCUGGAAGUAAACAAUCUAAUAAACCUGAUUUUAUGGAGUUCAUCGAUGAUUGGCAAGAAACAAGAACCUUCACAUCCACACUUGAGAAAGUCGAGUCUUGGAUCUUUUCACGAAUUGUAGAGUCUAUAUGGUGGCAGACCUUGACUCCUAAAAUGCAAUCUCUAGCGGCCGAGACAAAUACUAAUAAAGGUAUCGGGAAGUUACUAGGACCUGCUUUGGGUAACCAGCAGCAGGUCAACUUUUCCAUUAACCUAUGGAGGAUUGCUUUCCACGACGCUUUCAAGAGACUUUGUCCUGUUCGUGCAGGCGGCCAUGAAUGUGGUUGCCUUCCCGUGUUGGCAAGAAUGGUAAUGGAGCAAUGUGUUGCCAGACUUGAUGUAGCCAUGUUCAAUGCCAUUCUUCGUGAAUCAGCCCAUGAAAUCCCAACCGAUCCUGUCUCAGAUCCUAUCGUUGAAUCCAGAGUUUUGCCUAUUCCGGCUGGGGACCUAAGCUUUGGCUCCGGGGCACAACUAAAAAACGCGGUUGGCAAUUGGUCUAGAUGGCUUUCUGAUUGGUUUGGAAUGGACACUGAGGAUGAGCAUGGUACAGGUGAAGAUGAUGGUGUARGGAAAGAUAGAAAUGGUGAACUCAAAUGUUUUCAUCUCCUAAAUGCAUUAAGUGAUCUUCUAAUGCUACCUAAAGACAUGCUUAUGGACAGAUCAGUUAGAACCGAGGUAUGCCCUUCCAUCAGUCUUCCAUUGCUCAAGCGAAUUCUCUGCAACUUCACUCCAGAUGAAUUCUGUCCAGAUUCAGUUCCUGGUGCUGUAUUGGAGGCAGUAAAUGCUGAGUCCAUCAUAGAGCAUAGAUUAUCAGGAGACGAUUCAAGCAGUUUCCCUUAUGCAGCUGCUCCGGUCAUAUAUAGACCUCCUUCCUCCACCGAUGUUGCAGAGAAGGUGACGGAGGCCGGUGGAAAAUCUCAACUAAGCAGAAACGCAUCCGUCAUUCAAAGAAAAGGAUACACUAGUGACGAGGAGCUAGAAGAACUUGAUUCCCCGCUCAAUUCUAUCAUCGAUAAACUACCUCAAUCUCCAACUGUUACAAGAAACGAAAACGGACAACAUACAAACCAAACCGGUCAUUCUCCGGUAAACGCAAGGUACGAACUCCUUCGUGAGGUGUGGUUAUCUUGAGAGUCUAAAAAGGAACACACACAAAAAAAAAAAAAAAAAAAAAAGCAGAAGCCAUCUAAUGAUGGUAUUUCAGUUACAUGCUUCAAUUCCCAGUGCCAAGUUGGUUAGAGGAUUCUAUUAGAAGUAGUGGCUGAGUAAUAUAAUGUACUACCAAGAGGCUACUCUUAUAGCAAAUUACGUUUUCGCCCUUGAUGUAAUAUUAUGCGAAUGUACAUUUUUUCAAGUUGUAAUGUUGGAAAUUUGC